Messenger RNA from Lathyrus oleraceus (garden pea), 1073 nucleotides. RefSeq lists its product as uncharacterized. Bases 155 to 991 code for a protein of 278 amino acids. The transcript has 4 exons. The record is from RefSeq and is a predicted model, not a curated record. Lineage: Eukaryota; Viridiplantae; Streptophyta; Magnoliopsida; Fabales; Fabaceae.
ACACCCUUAUUCAUUCAUACCUAAAUUCAUCUUGCAUUAAUCUUUCAUACCCAAAUUCAUUACUCUUUCAUACCCAAAUUCAUUUUGCAUCGCUCCUUCAUACCCUUCUCCUCCAUAACAAAACUAUCUUGGGUUAUCAUUACCCAUAUCAUAUAUGGCUUAUAAUUGUCAUGACACCGCUCUUGCUCUCCUUAGUAUGAAAGAACCUAUGGAGAACUCUGUUUCUAAUGAUGAAGAAUUGUACUCAACAAUCAUUAUGUUGAAGUUUAGAACAUACUGCAUUUCAUUUGAUCCCUACGAAAGUAUUGCCCAACUACCAUCUCUGUUUACUAAGGAUUUUGGAUCGAAGGUCACCGACUAUGUUACUUUAAAUGAUAGUAACCAUAAUGAAUUUGAGGUUUUGGUGCAACAAAAGGAGAAUAAAUUCUAUUUUACACGAGGGUGGUAUGAGUUAUAUAAGUUUUAUAAUCUUAGAUUUGGUGCUUGGGUAACUUUGGUGUAUUUAGAACCUAGUAGGUUUGUUAUGCGAUUGAAAGACAGGUUCGGAAAAGAUGUUGCAAUACCAAAUUAUGAUCCACCACGUAAAUACAUCCUUCAUCGUGAAGAUUCCCAACACCAUAACAAUUUUGGUGUGGCAAGGUUUCGUGAACCUCUAUCAUAUCAUCAUGAAAAGGGUUAUUUUCAACAUGCAUUUGUGAAGUGGUUGAAUGUGUCUGAUGUUACAUCUGGAUAUCUGGAAAUAUCUUUUAAUGGGUUUGGUGAGUUAGUGAUGACAUCCGAUUGUACAGAAUUUUCGUUGGUUGAUGAUUCUGGACAUAAAUGGUUAUGCACAGUUGAUUUGGUUUUUGAUUCAAACAAAUAUUUCAAGAUAGGCGGGCAAUGGAGAAAUUUUUGUGAUUGUAGAAGCCUACGUGAAGGAACAAUUAUCAAGAUUGGUGCUCCAAAAUUAGGAAUUAAUAGUAUCGUUUACAUUACUCUAAAAGUGUUCUAGGGAUCUUUGUUUGUUGUAUUUAUGUUAUUUUAUGUAAGUGUAUUUAUGUUCAAUUAUAAAUAAACAAAAACUUUCCUUCAAA